Paraglomus occultum is the source of this 702-nucleotide messenger RNA. The record is from the annotation of a GenBank genome assembly. NCBI's taxonomy places the organism in Eukaryota, Fungi, Glomeromycota, Glomeromycetes, Paraglomerales, Paraglomeraceae.
AUGGACGACAUGAUGGUCGACUCGCAACCGCCCACGAGGAAUACAAGCACCACGCAAAGCUUUCAGGCGCUUGUCAACAACAACCAGGUUGUACUCGACUGGAAAUACGAAAUGCGCCGCCAAAUGCAAGAAAUCCUUCCGGGUUUAUUUCUCGGACCUUACUCUUACUCCAAGGAAUUUAAUCAACUCAAAGCCAAUGGCAUCACGCAUAUUGUUUCCAUACGAGACGCAUCCGAAAAAAGGAUCAUACGCCCUCGAUUUCCCGAACACUUUUUAUAUUUCGAGAUUGAAGUUUCGGAUUCUCCAAACGAGCGACUGAUCCCGCAUUUUCCGGCAGCCAAACAGUUUAUCGACGAGGCAUUGAAUAGUGGCGGGAGAGUUUUUGUGCAUUGUAACGGGGGAAUCAGUAGAAGUCCUGCGUUUGUUGUGGCAUAUGUCAUGGAGACGGCGAAAAUGGAUUAUCAAUGCGCAUAUACGUUUGUGCAGAAUAGGAGAUUUUGCAUGAAUCCAAAUGAAGGGUUUAAGGUUCAGUUAAAGGAAUACGAACCCAUCUACUCUGCGAGGGAUCAACAAGGCUGUAGAGAACCAGAGCACAACCGUCCGGCAAGAAGGCGGCCUGCACCUGAUGAUGACAGUAACGAGUUCGAACAGGCGAGGCGAGCACCAGCAUUUCAUGAAGAAGAGGCUUCAUUUCAAAUGUAA